Molecule: messenger RNA, 1435 nt
Organism: Liolophura sinensis
Lineage: Eukaryota; Metazoa; Mollusca; Polyplacophora; Chitonida; Chitonidae
Product: elongation factor 1-gamma-like
Exons: 11
Coding region: 16-1296 (426 amino acids)
Biological process (GO): translational elongation
Cellular component (GO): nucleus; cytoplasm
Molecular function (GO): translation elongation factor activity
Source: RefSeq, a predicted model, not a curated record
CUUCUAACCGGUGCAAUGGCGGACGGGACACUAUACACAUACCCGAACAACUUUCGUGCAUACAAGGCACUCAUUGCCUCAAAGUACAGUGGGGCGAAUGUGAAAGUUGCAACAGAUUUCAAGUUUGGAGAAACCAACAAGACCAAGGACUUUUUAGCUAAAUUUCCUCUUGGAAAGGUUCCGGCUUUUCUGUCCAGUUCUGGGGAAGCUAUUUUUGAGAGCAAUGCUAUUGCUUACUAUGUGUCUAACCAGCAACUGAUUGGGUCAUCACAGUGGGAGAAAACAACUGUCCUCCAGUGGCUUAACUUUGCUGAUAAUGAAAUCUUACCCGCCGUUUGCACUUGGGUUUUUCCUUGCCUUGGAGUCAUUCAGUUCAACAAGAAUGACACAGAGAAGGCAAAGAAGCAACUCCAGCUCGCCUUGUCUGUGUUGAACGAGUACCUGGGCACUCGUACCUUUCUUGUGGGAGAACGAAUCACGCUAGCAGAUAUAGCCUGUGUUUGUAAUCUGCUGCUGGCAUACCAGCAUGUGUUUGACCCACAGUUUAGGAAGCCUUAUGUCAAUGUGAACAGAUGGUUUGUCACACUCAUUAACCAGCCCAACUUCAAAGCUGUCAUAGGAAACUUCCAGCUGUGUACAAAGGCCGCACAGUUUGAUGCAAAUAAGUAUGCUGAACUGCAUGGACAACAGAAAAAGGAGGGCAAGAAAGAUGGAGGGAAAAAGGAUAAAGCUAAAUCAACGCCGAAGAAAAAGGAAAAGAAACCAGAGCCAGAAGAUGAAGAAGAUGACAUCCCUCUGGCCAAAGAGCCCAAAGAUCCAUUUGCAGAUUUGCCAAAAGGCACAUUUAAUAUGGACGAAUUCAAGAGAGAAUAUUCAAACAAGGACAUUGCAAAAGAAGCUAUUCCAUACCUGUGGAAAAAUUUUGAUGCUGAACAUUAUUCCUGGUGGAAAUGUGACUACAAAUAUAACGAUGAGCUGAAGAUGAUAUUUAUGAGUUGCAACCUUGUUGGAGGAAUGUUCCAGAGAAUAGAGAAAUUACGAAAAAAUGCUUUUGCAACAAUGUUGAUUUUUGGGGAGGACAACAACACUACCAUAUCUGGUGUCUGGAUGUUUAAAGGUCAAAAAUUAGGCUUUGAGCUGAGUGAAGACUGGCAGGUAGACUACGCCUAUUAUGAUUGGAGAAAGUUGGACCCCAGCAACCCAGAUGACAGACAGCUCAUCAAUGACUAUCUUCUGUGGGAGGGAAAGUUUGACGGAAACCCUCUGGAAGUAAACCAGGGGAAAACCUUUAAGUGAGGGACGUCUGGCCUGCUCCACCUAGUGGUGAAUGCCCUCGAUGUGAUAAAAAAGCUAUCCAAGGUGAUCGUAACUUUGAAGAGGUUUUGAAGGUUUAGAUGAAUUCUCUGCAGGUCAAAAUAAAGUGGUGUAACUUGUA